AUGACUGUAUAUUUCAUGGGUAUCUCGGAUGGUGAGAAAAAAACCCGUUCGAACAGUUUGACCUUGAAUCUUUUCAAGCGAAUCUCUGGCCGCAAUCGACGGAAGGAGAACAGCAUAUCGCUCAGUGGCAGUUUACAUGCAAACCCAAUGGAUAUGGCGUUCGAAGUCGAACUGGGGAAUAUUCGAAGCUACGAAAUUGUGACUCCCGUCACGAUCACCCUCAAUCGACCGUUGCUUGUGUUUGGCCCACUCAAGGAACGCGUCAUUGACGCACUCCUGCAGGAUCCAAAAUUUACUUCUUGUGUUCCACACACAAGUCGACCUCCACGGCCUGGAGAAUUGGACGGUGUGGACUACAACUUUGUGGGUUCCAAAGCGCAAAUGGAGGAACAAAUUCGAGCGGAUCGUUUUAUCGAGGUCGGCCAGUUCCAGGAUCACUACUACGCGACCAGUGUGGAUUCCGUGCGUCACGUGUUACAAUCCGGUGAAUUGCCAGUGGUCCACCAACCUGGCCGGAUGUCGUUUUUUCGUCUUCUCACUUUGGUGGGAAAAUACUUCCGCCACGAGAAGGCACACGAGGGUCUUCAUCCGAUCUCUGUGUUGCUUAAACCCCUAUCGGUCCUGCAUCUAAGAGCCAUCCAACGACGUCUGACGGAGGAUCAGGCCAAUCAGGCCAAACGGAGUAUUGAUUUGGCUCUGCGACUCGAGGCGGAUAAUUGGCGUCUGUUCUCCAGUACGCUUAUCUCUGGUGUAUUUGUUCCCUUUCGGUUAACAAAUACUGAUUCCCUGGACACAUGUUACUUGCUUACUUUUUUACUUAACUACGACUGGAUCAUUGGAAAGGAUAAGCCGACUCCACGAAUGUCUCUGAUUGCCGCCGUAGAAGAUAUGAUCAUGUAG
This is a messenger RNA of Echinostoma caproni, 900 nucleotides long. The record is from the annotation of a GenBank genome assembly. Lineage: Eukaryota; Metazoa; Platyhelminthes; Trematoda; Plagiorchiida; Echinostomatidae.